UAUAGGCAAACGUGCCGCUCUCGGAGUAUUCGGUUGUCCUUCCUUCCUAGUGAUGGCUGUACCGGCGGUGGUUGCGUUCGGUGCUCUGUGCCUCGUCAUCUCCGUGCCGGCAGUGCUGGCUGAUGACUGCUUACCAUACUUUGGCUCUGAUUUCCGGUUCCACUCGCGACAGACAUGCAUAUUGUCCACUUGCAGCGGGACUUGUCUGAACAGAUACUGUAAUGUGCCGCUUAUAAAUCCGUUGGAUCAAACACAACUAUUGUGUGUGAUGAACAACCUUUACCUGGUGAUUGCAGUGGGCCUUGCAGUCAUCUUGGGGAUAAUUGCAUCGAUCGUCGCUUGCGUGUGCAAAUGCUUCUGUUUUUCUUUCCAGUUGUGCCCUCAGACUCAACGUGCUACCAGAGUUCAGAUCACCAACGUUGCAACCCAACCAGCUGCAGCUCCAGUGGUUUAUCCCCCAGUAGUGAGUAAUGUUGGUUACCAGCCACUCCCAAGCGCACCGGCAUAUGCCUCUGCCAUAAACAUGGACAGUCUCCCACCGUCAUAUCAAAGCCAGUUUAAAGCGUACAACUAAGUGUCCUGUCUUGGAUAACUUGACUGUGGGAUGUCCUUAAAAUUGAACCACCGUCUCAAUGCCUACCAUCAGAUAUUUCACUAGUGUGAUAAAAGUGCAAAACUGCUAGCAUUCUUUAAUAUAAAUCUUGCAUG
Messenger RNA from Spea bombifrons (plains spadefoot toad), 708 nucleotides. Its product is annotated as protein shisa-5-like. The transcript has 5 exons. Bases 53 to 574 code for a protein of 173 amino acids. NCBI's taxonomy places the organism in Eukaryota, Metazoa, Chordata, Amphibia, Anura, Pelobatidae. The record is from RefSeq and is a predicted model, not a curated record.